ACGAAGAACUAGUUGAGAACAGCAUUGAAGUCAUCCCUCAAGUUUACGAAGGCAGGCAAGACGAACCCGAAAAAAUGCUUAUAGUUGAACAUGGCCACUCCCUGAACCUAAGAAAGGCUUCUGUGCUAGCUAAGAAUCUUCUACUUCGAGACAUAACUGAAGAAGGUGUUCACGACAAAUAUGUUGAUGGCGCCCACUAUGAAGCGAAUUUAUACGAAGAUACAACCAAGAAAGCUUCGUUGCUCAUUGAACCUCUUCCAGGAGGAGAUUAUCAUAUUGUUGGCCUACUGAAUUAUACUCACCGAAUCGAACCUCUAGCCCGCAUGGAAAGAUCUGGCAGAACCGUACACAGGGUCUCGCAGCUUGCUAGCAACAAUGGAGCAUGCGAUGCCAUUGACGUAGUUGGAGGCCGGCUUUAUGAGGAGGCCUACCCUGGCACAGGUGCGUAACGAGGAAACCUAUUCUUAGGAAACACAAAGCAAAAGGAAAAAGGAACUAUCGAAAACUGUUGCUUUUAUUACAGAAGCCAGAACUAUGUCUGAAGGCUUUGCUAUAGAAUUGUACCUCAUGACUGACUACGUGCACACAAGGCCAUUUGGAAAACGAGAUAAACAGAGAGUUCAGUAUGCAGCAGCACUCAUUCACUCGGCAAGUAUUGAUGCGUCAUUACGCGGAAUUGAUAGAGAGGUGCGCUUGAGAUGUUUGCCCGAAAGAGAGAGAGAAAGAGAGAGCAAGGAGAGGAAACGGUGGGAGAGGUUGACUAGACGAGCGUCCGUUUUGCUACCCUGCGCCGGCGAUAAGGCAAAAGAUAGGUUUACUUCGAUCGGCUUCUGUUUUUUUUGUUACAAACCGAAGAAAGGAGGCAAACUGUGUUACACCACCAAACACCCAGCCUUCCCGUAAAAAAAAAAAAAGAAAGAAAGAGAGAAAGAAAUCAAUCCGAAUAGGUCUCUUGCAGCGGUGCUGCUUGCAUCAAUUCAAAAAUAAAUUUAUUGACUGCAGUGCAGCGUACAAGACCCCCCAUGCAAGGCAAAGUGCAUAAACUACGAACGAGAGCUGAAAAUAAAUGAAACAGCAAGUGAAAAACACGCAGGCAAGCCAUUAAUUCUUGACGGCUAAUGGUGCACUGCGCAAGCAAAGGACAGAAAUAACACGAAGGGAACGAGGGCACGGUGCCGCCUUCCUGUCUUGCGUCCUCGUUACCCUCGUGUUUGUUCUGUCAAUUGUUCGCGUAGUGCACUACUCGGCCUCAUGACUGACCUGUUACAAC
This is a messenger RNA of Dermacentor andersoni, 1270 nucleotides long. NCBI's taxonomy places the organism in Eukaryota, Metazoa, Arthropoda, Arachnida, Ixodida, Ixodidae. The record is from RefSeq and is a predicted model, not a curated record.